UUUUUGGGGUGGAAACUAUGUUAACGCGGUUACAACUGUAACUGUUGAAUUAUAUGUUUGGCGGCAACAUUGGAAAAGGAAACAACUUAUACAUCGUCGCAACAUCCCAACAUCAGAAACUUCAGAAUGAGCGUGGGGUUCAUCGGAGCGGGUCAGUUGGCCCAUGCUUUGGUGAAGGGAUUCAGCGCUGCAGGUGUCAUUGCCACCCAGAGGAUUACUGCCAGCUCCCCAGACACAGAUCUUCCCACAGUGUCAGGACUGCGGAAAAUGGGUGUCAAUCUCACAACCAGCAACAAGGAGGUGGUGAACAAGAGUGACGUUCUGUUUCUGGCUGUCAAACCACACAUCAUCCCCUUCGUGUUGGAUGAGAUCGGACCGGACAUUGAGGACCGCCACCUCAUUGUGUCCUGUGCAGCCGGUGUCACCAUCAGCUCCAUUGAGAAGAAGCUGCUCCAGUACCGCCCGUUCCCCAAGGUGAUGCGAUGCAUGACCAACACCCCAGUGGUGGUUCGGGAGGGAGCCACGGUCUACGCCACGGGUACCCACGCCGAGCUAGAGGACGGGAGGCUGCUGGAGCAGCUGAUGGCCAGUGUGGGCUACUGCACGGAGGUGGAGGAGGACCUGAUCGAUGCCGUCACCGGACUCAGUGGCAGUGGACCCGCCUAUGCAUUUACAGCUGUGGAAGCGCUUGCUGACGGGGGGGUGAAAAUGGGUCUGCCCAGGAGACUGGCUAUACGGCUUGGAGCACAGGCCCUGCUGGGAGCAGCCAAAAUGCUGUUGGACUCGGAGCAGCACCCUGGCCAGCUGAAGGACAACGUUUGCUCCCCAGGGGGCGCCACCAUUCAUGCCCUGCACGUCAUGGAGAGUGGGGGCUUCCGCGCCCUGCUCAUCAAUGCUGUAGAGGCCUCCUGCAUCAGGACCAGGGAGCUCCAGUUCUUGGCUGACCAGGAGAAGAUCUCUCCUGCGGCCAUCAAGAAGACUACGCUGGACAAGGUUCUGCAGCAGCCAGGGGUGGGAACAGGGGUGGGCGUCCGGACGGGAUCUGGGAUCAGCCUGUUCAACAGCAGCAACCCCAGGCAUAAGAAGUAAUUGAACUGAGUGGCUCUGAUCACAGAACAGCGGUGUAUUCAUUAGUGCAUUGCAGACCAUAUCAAAACAUUUUGCAACAAAAACAUGUUUCUUAGCGGACAAGUUCAGGUAGUUCCUCCCUGUUUCGGUCUGUUUGCUUCCUAGUGAUUACGCCCCAGGUAGAGACCCUCAAAAGAAUGAAACAUACCUGAACGUAUUAUUUCAACCCUAAAAAAUGUGUUAUGGUUAUAGCAUGCCAGCUGAGAGGAGGAGGGUCAUAAAUGGCAGCUUCGUAAACAUGAGGAUAAACUUAGAGCAGCAAUAGAGGAUGUAGGGUGAAGGGACACUUCUCCUGGUCUCCUUCCAUAUUCACUGACUAGAAACAUCUGGACAGGUAAAAGCAAGUUCCUAAUAGGCAUUAUGGCUUUCACCUGUCCAGUGUUGUCAUAUCAGUGCAGAUGAAGGAGAAAAGAGGUAGAUGACCGGGGAAGAAGACGACACUAGACAGUUAAGAUGGACCAACAUGGUGAUGAGCAACAGGUCACAAUUCCUUGACCUUUUAGCCAUUUAACAGACACUCUUAUCCAGAGUGACUUACAAGAGCAAUUAUGGUCAAGUGGCUUGCUCAAGGGCACGUGAACAGAUUUUUCACCUAGUCGGCUCGGAACUCGAACCAGGUAUCUAUCGGUUACUGUCCGAACGUACUUAACCUCUAGGUUACCUGCCGCCCACUCCCUUUCAGUAGAAACACAGAGACAGAUGUGGAGUUGGAUGUCUUAUGUGCUUAGCUAUCUAUAGCUUCUGUUUAAUAGAAUGUGUGCCUAUAUGUUCCGUUAGACAGAUUGUUAGGUCACACAUUAUGUACAGUCUUACUGGAACUAUUUUGGUCUGUCUUGCUAAACAGCAAAGGUCCCCGUUUUCUGUUGUUGUUUAUCUCUUCAUUUUCUGGCUAUUUUCUUUGCUUGAUUGAGAGAUUAUAUUACAGCUUUAGUAUAUUAAUAAUUUUAGCCUGACUGAGGGAGGGAAAACGUUGUUUUUUAUUUUGUAGAAGGAGCAACACUGUUUAGACACACUUGGAAACCACAACAAAAUGGUAAUUCUAUUGAACCUUUCUUUAUCCAGGUUUGUCUUGUUGAUGUAUAUCUUCUAUAAAAUAGACUUGUUCAA
Molecule: messenger RNA, 2235 nt
Organism: Salvelinus namaycush (lake trout)
Lineage: Eukaryota; Metazoa; Chordata; Actinopteri; Salmoniformes; Salmonidae
Gene: pycr1a
Product: pyrroline-5-carboxylate reductase 1a
Exons: 8
Coding region: 127-1089 (320 amino acids)
Biological process (GO): L-proline biosynthetic process
Molecular function (GO): pyrroline-5-carboxylate reductase activity
Source: RefSeq, a predicted model, not a curated record